AAAACGUACUUUUCCCAAAAUCGAAUAGAAUCGCACAUCCCCCUAGCUAGGGUAAUAAAUUCCUGUAAAUUUGAUUAUUUAUUUCUAGGAGUUUGCUCAAGUAAAAACUUGAUUUUUAAUCAAAAAAAUGCCGCAAGAACUCAACAUCAAACAGCAAUUUUACAUGAUUAUAAAAAAGUUUCGCUUUGAAGAGUUGGAAGAAUAUGUACUCCCUGUUUUAUCUGAAUUAUCUUGGGAUAUAAUCAAAUCGAAACUUGUAAAAAAUCAUGAAAGUCUUACUACAGCUCAUGCUGUUCCAAUUAUUCAAGAUGAAAUCAAUAAAGCAAAUUUGUCUAGUGCUCUAUUAAAAGAAUAUUUACAUACUUUGGAAGUAGUUGAAAUAAGUAUACAUUACAGAAAAAAGUAUUGGUUUGCUUAUGAAUUGAAAGGUGGACAAGAACCAAUCAAUCUUAAAAGCAGAGAAAUAGAGAAUAAUAUUAAGGAAAGUUUUGAUAAAUACAAUAUGGAUAUGGAUGUCAAGGCUCUGAAGAAUGACAAUUUGAUUUUUCUAUCUAUCAAAGAAAAACUCAAAAAAAAGCAGAGAAAAACAAUUACACCAACAUAUUUUGCAUUAACCAGGCAUUACAAUUUUUUCUUCUGCUCAAAAGAGAAAUGUAUGAAAAAUAUUUUGGCAGCUGUGAUUGAUGGCUUGAAUUACAAGAGCUGUAAAAAAUUGAAACUGACAGGUAGAGAUGUUCCUUCAUUGGUAAAAAUGUUGCUAAACAAAAAAAAUGCAGCGCUCCAAGGUGAUGUUGUGAAAGAUCCUCUACCAUACAGAUAUGCUGCUCCAGUAAAAACUCCUUUCGGUUUAGAUUUCACUCAGAAUAAGAAUCGAGAACAAUAUGCUGAAAAGUGUUUUGGAGAAAAUCCACCAGUAUUUGAAAGCUUGAAAGUCAAAUGUUUGAAUCAAAAGUGGAAACAUGAAAAGGCUGCACAAAAAUUACCCAAUGCUUCGAUUUCUACUAAGAUCGAAUUUCGAAGUAUAAAUAUUCCGAAUUUUCUCAAAACUCUUGUAACCAAAGGCAUCCUCACAACACCACUUCCUGUUUAUGCAGCCAAUGUUCUGAAUAUAGGAAGGAAUGAUAUGGAACUCACCAAUGCAUAAUUU
Phymastichus coffea is the source of this 1147-nucleotide messenger RNA. RefSeq lists its product as uncharacterized. The transcript is spliced from 6 exons. The coding region runs from base 128 to 1144 and encodes 338 amino acids. The record is from RefSeq and is a predicted model, not a curated record. Lineage: Eukaryota; Metazoa; Arthropoda; Insecta; Hymenoptera; Eulophidae.